AGUGUCUUCUCACAGUCAGAGAGCGCGCAACGGUCAGUGAGCGCGCAACAGCUCUCAUAUUUGACAUUAAAUGUGGACUGACAUGAACUUUUACUGAUAUUGGAAUGUCCAUUUUAUGUGAAUUUUGAUAAGAAAACGUUUAAGAAACUGAUCGAUUCCUGAUACGAUAAAGGAGACAUCAAAUGGAUAAAUAGCCUAUAGCGCAAUGCUACGAUAUUAUUUUAUCGUUAUAUAUAUAUUAUCUCUUAGUACUGUUUUUUAAUUCUCUUGUCGCGGGGUGUGUCCAGCAGAGCAGCACUGAGCGCUUGUCGGAGUCUGUCCGGAUGUGUAUGAUGUCUGAUCACUUGUUCCUCACCACUUGCACCAGUGCGCAUCUGGCGCGCAAUGGAUUUACUGUGGAAAUUCUUCUAUUUCGUGUUUAACAAGUUUCUCUUUUUUCUGAAUGGAUAUGAAUAAAGCGACGAUGAUUUUCGUAACUUUUUGGAUAAUGCUGCCUGUCCUUGAUCUAGUGCUCUUCUCAAAGGCAGAUGCGAUCGCACACUCUCGAUCGGUUCGAGUGGACUGCGUUAGGGCUCAUGAACAGUGUUUGGCGAAAUACAUCUGCAGCACUAAGUAUCGAACCAUGAGACAGUGUGUGGCCGGGAGAGCCAGUAACUUCAGCAUGCUGGCUGAACCCGAAGCGCAGGACGAGUGUCGGAACGCCAUAGAGUCUAUGAAACAGAGUCCUCUGUACGACUGCAAAUGUAGGAGAGGAAUGAAGAAAGAGAAGAACUGUCUGCGCAUCUUCUGGAGUAUAUACCAGAGUUUACAGGCCAAUGAUUUGCUGGAGGACUCGCCAUAUGAGCCAGUAAACAGCCGUCUGUCUGAUAUUUUUCGUCUGGCUCCCAUCAUAUCAGGUGAGGCGGCCUUUACGAAAGACAACAACUGCCUGAACGCCGCCAAGGCCUGCAACCUGAAUGACACAUGUAAGAAGUAUCGCUCCUUCUACAUCAGCCCCUGCACCAGUCGAGUUUCGACUACUGAGGUGUGUAACAAGCGCAAGUGCCACAAGGCCCUGCGGCAGUUUUUCGACAAAGUCCCACCGAAGCACAGCUACGGCAUGCUUUACUGCUCCUGCCCCUCCGGGGAUCACUCGGCCUGCUCCGAACGCAGGCGUCAGACCAUCGUGCCAGCCUGCUCAUACGAGGACAAGGAAAAACCCAACUGUCUCUCCUUGCAAGCCUCGUGCAAGACCAACUACAUCUGCAGAUCUCGUUUAGCCGACUUUCUCAGCAACUGUCAACCUGAGGCGCGCUCCAUUUCAGGAUGUCUGAAGGAAAACUAUGCAGACUGUCUGCUGGCAUAUUCGGGUCUCAUUGGUACGGUGAUGACCCCUAACUACCUCCGUGCCCUUGGCGUCAGCGUGUCUCCUUGGUGUGACUGUAGCAACAGCGGAAACGGAAAAGCAGAAUGUGACAAGUUUACCGAGCUUUUCACCAACAACCGUUGUCUCCGCAAUGCCAUCCAAGCGUUUGGUAAUGGCACAGAUGUUGGUGUGUGGCAACCCCAGCCACCCAUCCUGUCCACUCCACCUGACCCUUACAAUCCACCGAGAGGACGGGACAGGACGUCUAACACACUGGAUGACCCAUCACAGACCAAUGAGCUGGACAGUAAUGCGGACCAUCUAUACAGCUUCUGCGGAAGCCUGCAGGCUCAGAAACUGAAAAGUAAUGCUACUCUGGAUGUUCUUUGCGUGGAUCCGCAGCUGAAUGACCCCAGUAGGUUUAAUGCAAUCUCUCGGAGCUCAACUAGUGCUGUCUGCCUGAUGGACUGGACUGUUCUCUUGCUAUCUCUGGUCUCAAUCCUUGGGAAUCUCACAGCCUCACAGACAUUAUAGCCGCUCGCCGAUCAGACCUGAUGGACUGCUGCUGCUGCCGCCUCUGUACCAUUACAAAAAUGUUGUAUUUUGAGUUGUUUUUUCCGCAAGUGGUUCUUCUGUGUGCGGUGUGGUGUUUCGCUGUGAUGAAACUACUCUCGAUCCACCUGCUUUUCUUCAUCACUUAUCGGAGAUAACGGACAUACUGUAUUUGCUCAUCAGAGGAAGGUCAUCUAGGAUUACUUCUGUUGAGAAAACUUUCUGCAAACAGGUGUCGCCCAAAUUCUGCAAUUUUUUCUACCAUCACAGAAAGAUCUGGUUGAAAAUACAAAGAUGCAUGGAGAUGCCAGAACCACUUCUGACAAUUAAAGAUUGAUGAAGCUUCUGAAUACUAGGAUGCCACAGGAAAGCCUGCAGACUUCAACUAAUAUUUCACAGUAUUUUUGAAGGCUUAUCAGCAAAACCUGCUGCUCCUGUCCCUUAUUAGGACCUACAAACUCCAUUCUCCCUCAAAGUGGCAAUGCUCCAGCUUAGAUGAUACGGUACGGGAAACGAACAUCAGGAUAGAUACGACACUUUAUCACGGGAAAACACAGGCAGUUUUUUGCCGUGAUAAAGUUUUCUUUUCUUUUUUUAGUAUCUGGAUCAAUUUUAGUUACCUUCUCCAGUUAAACACACUGUAAGGAUGAGAGCUAAGCACCAAUUUGCUUAUUUUGGGACUUUUUUGGGGGGGACUUGCCAUUAUCCUGGAUAUUUACUUGUAAAUACCAUCUUUGUUUACAAUUACCACAUUCUGCUUCUAAAAGUUUAUUUCUAAUCUAGCUAUUGUAUGAAGUUUUAGUGAUGAAAUUCAGAAGUAACUACGAGGGUUGAUACCACAGUCCAGUAUAUGUCAAAUGUGCUGUAUGUACAUUCAGUGAGAACGGUUUCUUUUGCACAUCUAAAAGAAGUGCUUUCCGAGUAUCAUUUCUGCUUUGUUGUUGUACUGGUUAGCUGUAAAAAGAAUAUAUAUAUAUAUAUAAACGUAUAUAGAUCAGGGCUGUAAGACAUGCAAGAGCAAAGAUAAACUUACAUUAAACAAACUAAAGAUGGCCUUUUAACUUCUGUCUUAUUUUUCUUCCUUUUUUUCUUGUUAAGUUACAUGCAUGCAGGUUUUUUAAUAGUGUAAAUUCUAUCACGCACACUCACAUUAUUGGUCAAAUU
This is a messenger RNA of Pimephales promelas (fathead minnow), 3061 nucleotides long. It is a transcript of the gene gfra1b, whose product is annotated as gdnf family receptor alpha 1b. Gene Ontology annotation, cellular component: external side of plasma membrane; signaling receptor complex. The record is from RefSeq and is a predicted model, not a curated record. Lineage: Eukaryota; Metazoa; Chordata; Actinopteri; Cypriniformes; Leuciscidae. Gene Ontology annotation, biological process: nervous system development. Gene Ontology annotation, molecular function: signaling receptor activity.